CCCCCCCGCGGCGAGCAGGCGGCUCCGGCACGCGCCGCCCGCCCCGCCGGCGGCGGCGAUGUCGGGGAGGUCCCGGGCGGUGCUGGCCGCCUCCGCGCUGCUCUCCGCCGCCACCGUGACAGCCGUGCACCUCCAGCAGCGGCGGGAGCGGGAGAGGCUGCACCGUGGAGUUCUCAGAGAUCUGGAGCGUCAAAAUCAGAAAAAGGAGAAUAUUCGCCUGCUAGAAGAGCAGAUUGCUUUGACAAAGCAUCUUAUGGAAGAAAGAGAUAAGGCGCUAAUGGAAAAAGGGUCCCAGCAGUCCUAGGCAC
Molecule: messenger RNA, 308 nt
Organism: Phalacrocorax carbo (great cormorant)
Lineage: Eukaryota; Metazoa; Chordata; Aves; Suliformes; Phalacrocoracidae
Source: RefSeq, a predicted model, not a curated record